Molecule: messenger RNA, 3658 nt
Organism: Nematolebias whitei (Rio pearlfish)
Lineage: Eukaryota; Metazoa; Chordata; Actinopteri; Cyprinodontiformes; Rivulidae
Product: filamin-A-interacting protein 1
Exons: 6
Coding region: 11-3658 (1215 amino acids)
Source: RefSeq, a predicted model, not a curated record
AGCAGGUAAGAUGAGGUCCAAAAGUAGUGGGGUGGAGAAUCCAGCAGACGGGGUUCUUGUGGUUCCACCAGGUGACCAAGUCAUCAACCAAGAACAGGAAGUAGGCAUGCCAGUGAAGAGCCUGAAGGCCAGAGUUCAACUGGAGGAAGGUGAGGAUGAGGCAGAUGUGAUCUCUGAUAAAGAGAAGCUGUUGUUCGAGUCCACGGAGGCUGGAGACAAACGAGGGGACAUCAAGGAUCUGUCCAAAGAGGAUCUGCUGAAACUGCUGGGGAUCAUGGAAGGAGAAGUUCAGGCCAUGGAAGAUAUCAUCUGUGUGCUGAGGUCCCAGCAGACUCCUCCAGAGGUAUUUGAGUCACAGUAUGGCUGUGUGGCCCCCAGUUCGGCCCUUAAAGCUCUGCAGAGGGACAGCUUCAUCACCGGUACCAAACAACGCAGCCCCAGUGUUUACCAAAAACCCAUGGCUGAGCUGAAACGUCUGCAGGAGAAGCACAAGGAGACGUACAGCCGGAUGCUGGGCCAACUGCUGAUGGCUGAAAAGUGCCACCGCCGCACGGUCCAUGAGCUGGAGACGGAGAAACACAAACACGCCGACUACAUGAACAAGAGUGACGACUUCACCAACCUCCUGGAGCAGGAGAGAGAAAGACUGAAGAGGUUGCUUGAAAACGAAAAAGCCUACCAAGUACGGAAAGAGAAGGAGCACUGCAAACGCCUGGCCAAGGUGCGAGAAGAGCUGGUCAAACUGAAGUCCUUUGCCUUGAUGUUGGUCAAUGAGCGCCAGCAGCACCUGGAGCAGAUGGACCAGCAGAGCCAGCGGGUCCAAGAGCUCAGCUCGCAGCUCCAGCAGCGAGACCAAGCUUUGAAUGAAACCAAGGAGCGAGCUCAGGAGGACACCCACCGGGUGCAAAGUCUGGAGGCUGAGCUUAAGGAGAAAUCCAGUAAACUCACCCAACAACAUGACGAAAUGAACACCAAGCUGUCUGACCGGGAGCUCCAAAAUCGUCAGCUUAACUCUAAACUUUUGGAGCUCACACACAACGUAGAGGAACUGGAGGCAAACAACAGGGCUUUGAGGAAGUCUGAGGAGGAAAUGCAGGAGUUAAGAGAGAAGAUCAGCAAAGGGGAGUGUGGCAGCUCUAAUCUGAUUACUGAAUUGGAGAACCUGCGGAAGAAGGUCCUUGAGAUGGAAGGAAAAGAUGAGGAGAUUACCAAGACAGAAAAUCAAUGUAAGGAGCUCAGGAAGAGGCUAGAGGAGGAGAAUAACAAGAGUAAAGACCUCAGGCUGGAAGUAGAGCGGCUUCACACAAGAAUGAUGGAGUUAGAGAAGCUUGAGGAAGCAUCCAGCGUUAGCAAAGCUGAGUGCGCACAGUUAAACCUCGCUCUGGAAACAGAGAAGGUCCUGACCAAGGAGCUUUCAGAUGAAGUGAUAGCUCUCAAGAUCCGUAUGAAAGAGCUUGAGUCUUCUGAAAUCAAGUUGGAGAAGUCCGAGCUAAGCCUCAAAGAUGAUCUGAGGAAACUCAAGUCUCUGACGGUUGCUUUGAUGGAUGAGCGAAAGGCGCUUAUGGAGACGGUGAAAUCAGAUGAAAUGAAAAAAGACGAACUGAGCAGCAUGGUCAAACUGGAGCAGGCUAGAGUUAUGGAUGUGACUGAGAAACUGAUAGAGGAAAGCAAAAAGCUCCUGAAACUAAAAUCUGAAAUGGAAACCAAAGUGGAGGCUUUAACAGCUGAAAAGGGGGAGCUCAGCUCUAAGCUAGCUUUUGAAACUGAUAAAACCGUGGAUCUUAACUUCAAGAUGAGCCAAAUGAAAAAGAAACUGGAUGGGUGUGAGCAGGCACAAAAGCUAUCUGUAAGGAACUCGGUGAUUUGUGAUCUGGGAAGAAUGUCUGACCCCAGCGGGAAAGAGGACAACAAAAUUAAAGAGCUCACAUUUGAAAUCGAGCACUUAAAAAAUCGCCUAAAACAACUUGAAGUAGUGGAGGGAGAUUUGAUAAAGACAGAGGAUCAGUAUGACAUGCUGGAGAAAAAGUUCAUGACCGAACAAGAAAAGGCAAACGUCCUUUCCCAGCAGGUGGAGGAGAUGAAGAAUCAGAUAGCAUGGAACAAAGCCAUUGAGAAAGGAGAAGAGGAAAGCCGGGAGGAAGAUCUCCAACAGCGGUGCAAGAGAGAAGAGGCCAAAUCCAGAGAGUUACAAGCCGAUGUGCUAGCAUUCAAGGAGAAGAUCCAUGAACUAAUGCACAAAGAAGAUCAGCUUUCUCAGCUCCAAGUGGACUACUCCAUCCUACAACAGAAGUUCUUGGAGGAGGAAGAGAAGGCUAAGAACAUGGCAACUGAGGUUUUCCACCUCACUAAAGAGCUAGAGAUGGCAAAGCGUCAAAGUCGAGCAUUACGGCCCAGCUUAAAUGGCAGGAGAAUAAUGGAUGUAGCUGCCACAUCCACUGGAGUACAAACAGAGCCGUCAUCUGUUGAACCAACAGAGGAGGACUCACCAGCCUGGUUUAUCAGAAAGUCUGUUCAAGAAGAGAACCACAUUAUGAAUAACAUUCGACAGAAAUGCCUAAAGAAGCCUGCUGAUAAGAGCAGCGCUGCUGAUCGCUGCCCUUCAGCUAGCAGCGAAUUUGGAAUAAAAAAAUCCUGGAUUCCCUGGAUGAGAAAAAAAGACACCAGUCCUCAGGAGAGCAGUCUAGAAAAACCUCUGCACAUUAAUGGGGAGCAUUUACCCUCUAAGCUGACCACGCCUCAAAACCAAGGGCAGCCUUUACACAUUCGAGUAACUCCAGAUCACCAAAACAAUGUUGCCACUCUUGAAAUCAGCAGCCCAACUGCUGAGGAUGGUUUUUCAAACUCAGCUCCUCUUAGCCCCAACCCAUGUCACCCAAAAUCCAGGAUCACAAUCAUUCCCACCUGUUCUGCUCCAACCACCCGAAGAAGGACGCCUACUGCACCUCAAGGUCUUGAAAGAGCUAAGUCUCCAGUCACCAUCACAACAAUAUCUAGAGCUAAGUCUCCAGAAAGCAGUCGACUCCCCUCCUCUACCUCAGGAAGACCCCUGUCCCCAGUUUCUGUUAUGACAAUCAGCAAUGCUGUGGUACCUGAGACAUCUGCUUCCCGAGAACCUCAGGAGAUGACCAUGGGACGGGCUGUGUUUAAGGUUACCCCUGAGAAGCAAAUGGUCCCAAUACCUGUCCGAAAGGGCCAAAAUAAUGGUAGCAUCAUCACCACCACCACGGAUGAUAACAAGAUUCACAUUCAUCUAGGCAGCAGCAUCCCCCCAAAGAUGGUAGUCAGACCAGUGGCUAACGUAACAGAAAACAAAGAGCUGACCCUUUCAACUGGGACAGUUUUGCGCUCACCACGCCAAAUCACAACCACUACAACCAGGAGCAUGCAGACAAAGGUGUCAAGCAGUAUUACCAUUUCCACUGUCACAUCCACAACUUCAAGACCCACCCAAAGCACGAUCGGACAUGAAACCCAGCUGGCUCGCACAGGUCUUACCCGGAUCCCAAUGUCCAAGAGCCUGAAGGCAGGAAAAGCUGCUUCCCCAGGAAUCUCAAGUGGAGUGAAGCUGGAGUCUCGGAUGGAGAGUCAGUCUGUGAGGAUAGAGGUCAAAAAAUCCACUGUGAAUAGCAAUAUUUUACAAAAUGGAGGAAAAACUUGA